AAAUUCUCUCGCAUCGAAAUUUUCAUUCAAAACAAUUAUCACAUCAUUCCCAUUGGAGUGAAAACUACGUAGGAAUUCGCAACGAAAACAAUGGCACGUAGUUUGUUUGCGAUUGACAUUUGAAACGUCACCAUAAAUACAAAAAAAUAGGAAAACACAACAAGACACAGAGGCAUCGAUGAAAGCAUUGAUUCACAACACAAAUAAAAAGAACUAUUUAUCUAUAAUGUAAUUAGAUUUGUCUAGUAAAAAUUUCUCUGGCAAUUCGUUCUCACAUUUCCAAAGCAUUUUAAUUUUUCGCUUUUUUAUUUUAUUGUUUGUUUUGUGUUCAUUCGAAUUGUUCUUUUCGUUUUUUCGUUGGUUUGUAAUUUCAUCGCCUUCGAUUCUUCGCCGUCGAGACAGAGAGAAAGAGAGCUACUCAAGCAUCCCGUUAAAAAUUGAAACAACGCAACCCACAAGAGCGUACAAACAGAUAGAGAGAGAGAGAGAGAGAGAGAGAGAGAGAAAGGGAGAGAGAUAGAGAGAGAUAGAGAUAGAUACAGACAGAAAAAGAAAUAAAAUAUAUUGAAACGGAACAAGGAAAUUCUCGGUUGAGAAUUGAUAAGAAUUGUUUGUUGGGCCUGGUAUUUGGUUGUGUAAUUUUUGUCAUUUAAUUAAAUGAAAUCGUUUCGCGUGCGAAGCGCCGUUUCGAAGCAUUCAACGUGUGAUUGUAGUAACGACUACGACUACAACAACGACAACGACGACGACAGCAGGCUGCAUCAUUAACACAGCAAAAUGUACUAUCCCAUUGGAUGGCCUGUGCAAGUCGAUCUAAUUGGAUUGAAUCAGCAAUCAAUUCGACGAAUAUGUUGCGAUCGCGUCAAAAUUCUAUUCGCCAUCCUAACCGAUGACUCAUUAGCAAUAUACUACACAAAUCCUUGUGUGCCGAUUGUGAUAUCAAAACGUACGCCCGAAUCAAUAGCCAAACAUGGAACCAACUGUAUUGUGGAAUGGAAACCCGACUCAAAUAUGUUGGUGGUUGCCACCACCGAUGGAACGCUUCUAUUGUACGUUUUAUCCGUAGUUGAUACACCAAGGGGCAUAUAUAAUCAAAAAGAUCCUCCGUCCAAAAACUUAUGCCGUGAUAGCGCCGAAUUAUUCCUCAAAGAAACUAUCCCCUCACUCACACUGACAUUGCAUUUAGAAGUUCCCCUAUAUGUUCCAAUAACAUGCAUAUGCUGUGUAAAUAUGAAUCAAAUGAUGGUCGCAACGAAAAGUGAACGCAUCUUUCGCAUACGUUGGGAUGGUGUCGAAGAAAGAGAUUUUUCAUUAGAUUUAAAACGUAUUCCAUUUAGCAUCAAUCAACAAGUUAGCUACGCUGUUCCGAUUUUGGAAAGUAAUACAUAUGUAUCGUCAAUGGAAUAUUCACCCUUGAUCGGUGGCUUUGCAAUCACACUGAACGAUGGCCGAGCCGCUUAUUUGACUGCCAAUUCAUUGAAAUUUGAUCCGAAUCAAGUGCAAGGAAUAUGGGCGCAAGGUUUGGACGAUACAACAUGCAGUAGUAUCAAUCAUAAAUAUCGACUUAUCGCAUUUGGAAGGAAAAACUCCCAAGCUGCUGUGUACACCAUUGAUGAUUUGACCGGUGGCUUGGAAUUGUCACACACGAUCGAACUGAGUGCCAAAGAUUUUCCCGGUUCACCGGGUUCAGUGCGUGAAAUGAAAUGGACACCGGAUGGCUGUGCGGUGAUGUUGUCAUGGAGCAAAGGUGGCAUUUCAUUGUGGAGUACAUUCGGAUCGAUGUUGAUGUGCUCACUCGGUUGGGACUACGGUCUGAAUGUUGAUUUAGCACUAAAAAAUCCACUUGAUAUCACGUGCAUGGACUGGUCAACGGAAGGCUAUCAGUUGUUUAUGUUGCGUCAGCAGAAAAUUUACGAUGAAGAAACACCAAAUGCAGACACAUCUGCUUCCAAUGUAUCGGAGGAUACAAGUUUUGUCGAUGGUAAAUCGGCAUCAUCAGUAACAGCAACAUCUUCAGUACCUAAUAAACCAACUCUUAUGCAUACUUAUUCGAAUUUGUCCGAUAAAAGUUUUGCGACCGCAGAACCACCGUACACACUGACAACCACACUAGUUCAAUUGAAUUUUGUAAAAAGUAGUUUUACUGUGAAUCCUGUAAUGAGUACACAUGCGCAUUUAUUUUUGCAAGGUGACGAUAGACUGUAUAUGAAUCAGGGUGAAAGUUUGCAAAAGGUCUAUCACAAUGGCAAAUCGUUGCCACUCGAUCCAAAUCUAAUCGACUCAAAUCUAUACUCAUCGUCUAGCAAACAAAGCAAUUUAUUUUCACAUUCAUACAAUAUUUGUAUGGAUAGCUAUAUGAGCGGUGAAUUUAUUUCGGUGCCGAAUGAAGACUUAUCAACGAAUUUGGACGACUACGAAGUGGGAAAAUCGUUACAAGUAACGAGUAUCCUAUCGGAGAGUAAACAUUGGAUUGUGGUGCAACUGCCUGUCGCUUAUAUGGCAACGAAUUGGCCGAUUCGUUAUAGUGCGAUCAGUAAUAAUGGCGCUAAUAUUGCGGUGGCUGGCCGUACGGGUGUUGCAAUCUAUUCGAUGGUAACACGAAAAUGGAAACUCUUUGGAAAUGAAACACAAGAAAAGGAUUUCAUUGUGACCGGUGGAUUGCUUUGGUGGGACGAUUUCAUCAUAAUGGGUUGCUACAGUUUGGUGCAGAAAAGUGAUGAGAUUCGUCUCUAUCCCAAAGAUUCCAAGCUCGACAAUCGUUUUGCGAAAAUCAUUUCGAUGGGCGCUCCCGUGAUGCUAAUCAAUUUAUUCAAAGAUCAAUUGGUGACAUUUACGGCGGACGGUUUUGUCGCUGUGUUCGCAAUCACCAAAUACGAUGCGCAAAACAUUGAUCUAUUGCGCACCGAUAUGUACGACAUUCGCGGUCUAUGCAUUCAUCCGGCCUGCAUCAUCUCCGUGACAAUGACCAAUCUGAAGAAUGAUAGUGCAAGUCGAGCCAAUCAAGGAAAUCUUUCGCAAAUCGAGACGCUAGUGUUGAAUGUGUCGGGUCGCAUACUCAUGGUAAAUAAGGAAAACAACGGAAAUGCAUCAGAAAAUUUGACAUCAACCUGCUUGGCAUCGUGCGUGGAAUGUUUGUGGGUAUCUAAUUCGCAGAAGACACAUCUCAAAGAAUCGCUGUGGCUGUAUUGUGGCGGAUAUGGAAUGCGCGUUUGGCUACCAGUCUUUCCUCGUGACGCUGAUAGCGGCUAUGGCAGUCGACAUACCUUUAUGUCGAAACGUAUUAUGCUGUCGUUUGCAUUGAAAGUGUAUCCGUUGGCGAUACUCUUUGAAGAUGCCAUCAUUUUGGGCGUCGAAAAUGAUACGGUUGUGUACACAAGCGACUCCAGCUCACAUUUUUCGUUGCCGUUUUGUAUUCUGGAGCGAACGAGCCAAGUGUAUCUUCAUCAAAUCCUACGGCAGCUAAUUCGUCGAAAUCUUGGGUAUAAUGCAUGGGAAAUUGCACGCAGUUGUUCGAAUCUGCCAUAUUUUCCGCACUCACUGGAGCUGCUGUUGCAUGAAGUUCUUGAGGAAGAAGCAACCAGCAAAGAGCCAAUCGCCGAUGCCCUACUUCCUAGUGUGCUGGAAUUUAUACAGGAAUUUCCAGUUUACUUACAGACUGUUGUGCAAUGUGCUCGUAAGACUGAAAUCGCUUUAUGGCCCUAUUUAUUUGCAACGGCUGGCAAACCAAAAGAUCUAUUUCAGCAAUGUUUAACGCAACACCAACUAGAAACGGCUGGCAGCUAUUUGAUCAUUUUACAGAACCUUGAGCCAUCGUCAGUGAGUAGGCAAUUUGCAACGAUUUUAUUGGAAACGGCACUAGAGGAGGAGAAAUGGGAUUUGGCCAAGGAACUUGUUCGUUUUCUAAGAGCAAUCGAUCCAAAUGAUGUUGAAUCACCACGCAACUCAUUUAUAAUUGGUAACAAACUGCAUACAAGUCAGCAGCCAGCACCAGUUAGCCCGAAUGCCGAGGAUUUGAGCUUGAUUUUGGGCUCGAUGGCACGAGGGCGAAGUUUUUCAACGACCGUCAAUCCAAAAAUGAAUGAAAUUAUUAGUCCUCCAUCAAAUCAAAGCCAAUCCAGUUCGAACACUAUGGGCAAAGCAGCAUCGGUUGGCAGCAUCGAUGCGUCGGUUGUUCGUCGCAAGAAAAGUGCACCUCAUACCGCAAGAGAAAAGGAUUCGACGACAGCUGAAGAAUUCUUCAUCGAAAUAAUCAUUCAACGGCAUGCUAGACGCCUUUUGCAAGAUAAAAAAUUGGAAGCUCUGGGAUACAUGAGCGCGGCUCUGGAUUUCCAUUUAGUCGGUUGGUUGGCACGUGAAAAAGACCGAGCCGCCCGUAUCGAGGAUUUUGUUGCUACAUUGAAACAACUUCAUGACGAUUUCGAUUGGCCUAAACCUAGUUUGGAUAUCAAAUUAAGUCGAAAAUCAUCAGAGAAGGCACAGCAACAGCAAGAGUCACCGAGUUAUUCGUUGCAGUCGCUGCGUGUUGACACUCACAUGGGCACGGGAGAUUCAGGAUACACAAGCCUUCCGACGAAUUUGGAUUUCAUGCAUGCUGACCCGAGUGCGUUUGUAAACAGUGCAAUGUCAUCGAUGGAUUCGAGUCAAGCAACCGAUCCAUUGUACAUGUACAAUGCGGAAAUUUCGAAUUUGGCGUUGCAACAAUUGUCUGGGAAGUUCAAUGAACUGGGCCGAAUUAGUGAAGAGGAUGAUGGUCGAUCAAAUCAGCCGUCAAAUAGUGGGAAAAUGUCGGUGGCAUCAAGAUUUGAUGCAUUUAGACGUGAGCCAAGCAAUUCAGUCCUGGGUGAAACGGAAGCCAAACUCAUGCCCGUCGACACGAUGAGUUGUGUGUCGGAGCAAGUUUCAGUUUGGGGCGAGGACAACACGUGCACAUUCAACGCAGAGCUGGAUGGCAGCUUUGAUCGAAACAUGGAAUCACUGGUCACGCAGAAUAGCCGACAAGUUUGUCAUAAGCUUGAAGUGAAAACCCGAUACUUACUUCAAAUAUUCACGGAAGCGUGUUGCUUUGAUUUCGCACUGCUGUUGUCAAUUAUCCUAAUGGAUGCGGCAUCGAUCAGUCGAAUUACUAGCUCUGCUAUUCGAUCGGGAUCGUUGGCUAUAUGUCGGCAGCUUCGAAAUGGAUUGAAAGAUGUGACACGAUGGAGUUUUCAGGAAUGUUUGGGCUAUCGUCCAUUUAUGAUGAUGCUGCAGCCACAGGUGAACCUUUUGGAUCGUUUUGUGAUUCAACAGGAAUCGAUUCCAAAUUUCAUGCCGCCACUCGGCGCACGACAGCCGCAAAUGCAAUUCAACCGUGGUGCCGAUGGCAUGACCAAUCAUGUGAAAAAUACUCAAAACAUGUCCAUAACAAAGACAGCGAUUGAGCCACAGACAACGAUUGAACACCGGCGUGCUAGUGGCAAUGUUACCGGUGGAAAUCGUCAAAAAUUGAAUAAAUCCAUGUCGGAGCCGCACAUUGAUAUCAGUCGCAUUCGGCAAAAGUAUUCGCGACAGGCGGCCAUCAACGAAUAUUCAACGAGCAAUGAUGCGAUUGAACAAAACGAACACGAUGAUGAUGCAAAGAAUGGUUGUGCAAUAAUGUAAAUGAAACGAAAAACCGAAAAUGGAAAGAAAAUGAAAGAAAACCCAGAAAUAAUAUUCAAAAACUUAUUUUAUAGCAAUUAAGAGCAAACAAUUUGUGUACAUACAAUGAGAUGAAACAUUAUUAUGCCACUCAAUUAGGUGUUUGACUUCGAGUGUCGAAGUGAAGAAAAAGCAUAAAUGCCUCUAUUUUGUUACAUUUGCUUGGCCUCUUUAAAGAAAAAAAAAACAAACUAAAAAUACACACACACACACAUACAUAAUUCCUAACAAACUGAACCCUAGACGAGAAAUUACAUGUCCAAUUUUAUGAGCAACAAAUUUUUAUCGAUCAACUUAACUUAAUCCAGUCCACGAAUGAGAUUUUCUCCAAAUAGCAACGUAAUCUGUCUGUUAAUUGUCCUAGCAAAAUGAAAUGGUGCAAAAAAUUGAGUGUUCAAACGACAAACGAACUAAAAACGAAUUGGUUUCUUCGUUUUUGCAUCGCGGAAGCAAAUUUAUUUAUUACUGAAUCGGUUUUUUUUCCUGUUCAUUUUUUAAGAAAGAUUUUUUACACAACGUUAACUUAAUUAGGCCCCAAUCGGUGCACCCGGAAACCGUGUCAAUUUUUUUGCAAUGGAACAUACAAAAUACUUUAACGCAUAAAAACUUAUAUCUUUGUAAAAGAGAUUCUUUUUGUUUGUUCGAUUUUUUUUGUGUGCUAGAAAUUGUCCUUAAAAUUAACAUUUUUAAUCGAAAUAUAAAAUCGUAGGUAUUGUUGAAAAUCUCACAUAAGAAAAACAAUCUAUAUAAUUUAGUGAUAGGUUGAUUGCAAAUCAAGAGAUUGCAAGACAGCGAGUGAGGGAGAUGAUAAUAAAAAAUAACGGUUGAAAAGGAUUGAAUGGAAUGAUUGCAAAAAAAAAACGAAGCCGAUUGAAAGUUUUGCUUUUGUUUCGUUGAUGAAAUUCAAAUGUAAAAAAAAAUGAAUCUUGAUAAAAGUGCCAAACUCAAACACUAAAAUUCUCAUUUUUAUCGACGCAUGUUCACAUUUUGAAUUUUUCUUUUCUUCACAAUUUUCUUGCUCGGUGUUGAAAAUGAUCGUGAUUCAACCGAAGAAUUAAAACAAAAUUGAUUAUUCGAUCCGUUUCGUUGUAAUUCACUGAAGCAUUUAAACUAAGUACUUCCAUUUUGCAUGGCAAUUAUUAAACAAUGCUGAUCAUUUUCAAGAAAUUUAUUUAGACAAACUUUGUUCUUCUACGGCAUUGCGUUCUUCUGUCUCUUUUUUACAUAAAAAAAAGACUUCUCUUUUUGUUUGGUGUGUAUGAAAUGUUCAAUUUCUUUUGAAGAUAACAUUGACAAAUACAAAUUUUGAAUGCAAAUGGUUAGAUGUUUUUGCACCGAUAAAAUUUUUUAUUACUGAACCGUUUUUAGUGAACAAACGUAUUUGACGUAUUGAAUAUGAUACCAGAAUUGUUCAAUGAUGUAAAUUUUUUUCCAUUUUUCCUCCUUUUUCCGUUUCACUUUUUAACUCAACAUGAAAACAAAAGAAACAAACCCUUUGAUUUUAAGUAUUAAAAACAUGAUAGUCUAUAUGUAUUUAUAGUAAAAUAUUCCAGAAAAAAAAAUUGACACGAGCCGAACACGGCUCGAAUGUGAAUAAUUUGAAAUUUUAAAUAAAAGAAAAUAUGUAUGAUAAA
Sitodiplosis mosellana (orange wheat blossom midge) is the source of this 7310-nucleotide messenger RNA. RefSeq names its product guanine nucleotide exchange factor subunit Rich (gene Rich). The transcript has 22 exons. The record is from RefSeq and is a predicted model, not a curated record. Bases 778 to 5637 code for a protein of 1619 amino acids. Gene Ontology annotation, cellular component: cytosol; Golgi membrane; Ric1-Rgp1 guanyl-nucleotide exchange factor complex. NCBI's taxonomy places the organism in Eukaryota, Metazoa, Arthropoda, Insecta, Diptera, Cecidomyiidae. Gene Ontology annotation, biological process: retrograde transport, endosome to Golgi; intracellular protein transport. Gene Ontology annotation, molecular function: protein binding.